AUGUCACGUGUUGAAAGAGAUCAAGAAGAAAUUCUCCCUCCCACUUUUACUUCCUAUGAAAAGUAUUGUAAUGAGCUUAAUAAUUUUCUUAGUCAAUAUGAAUAUUUGUUUGUAGGAAAUACUUAUGAUGAAAAUCAUGAAUUAUUGUCUGCCACUAAAAGCGUUCAUUGGAUGAUAACUGAUCAUUAUCGUAAUCUUCCAACUGAAUGGAUAAAAGAAUAUUAUGAACCAUUAGAACAUUAUCUUCAAACACAUCCUGAACACUCAAAAGAGGUUUAUUGUUAUCUGAUGAAUAUAACAACUGAUGUUAUGCCAUCUGUUGUUCUUCCACCAAAAGUUGAUAAAGACGUAGUAAAUUAUUUAGCCUCUAAUUAUCCUUUACCUGUUUCUCUUCAACAAUUUAUUGAUACUUGUAGAAAAUUAACACCAACAUUUAAAAUUGCUGAAAUGGAUAGAAUUCAAGACCCAACUACAAAUAGUUGGUUUGUUGUUGAUUUAAAAGGAAAUUCUCAACCAAUUGAUUUAU
This is a messenger RNA of Entamoeba nuttalli P19, 526 nucleotides long. RefSeq lists its product as hypothetical. The transcript has a single exon. NCBI's taxonomy places the organism in Eukaryota, Evosea, Mastigamoebida, Endamoebidae. The record is from RefSeq and is a predicted model, not a curated record. The annotation marks the transcript as partial.